CCUCCUGGCGAUCUGGACAAGAUGCCGCCUACUCGAGAAGACAAGAUUCUCAUCAUGACGACGGGCUCGAGGACCGUCCGUGCUGUACUGGGCAUCAGCGAGCUCUUCCAGAGGCCCAGCGUCGAGGUUCUGACGAGGGCGGGCCUCGUGCUUGGAGAAACCAAGCAGUACCUCGUCGGCAAGGACCUCGACGCAGCUCUUAUGGAGCCGGGGUCCGGUGACAAGUUGCAAGUAGUUUGGCCUCUGAGAAACGGCCAAGUGCACGACUGGGAUGCCAUGGCCGCGAUCUGGCACCAUGUCGUAUUGCAAAUGAUGCCCAUCCGCGCCUCUCGAAACGAAUCACCCCUCCUCGUCUCACUUCCUGCCCCAUUCACACGCGAUAGCCUUGCGCGUGCGACUCAGAUCCUCUUUGAAACGACGAAUUGCCCCUCGCUGUCCGUCACAGAAGAGGCGCUGCUUUCCAUGUACGCGGCCGGCUCCACACAAGGAAUCACCAUCGACGUCGGCUGGGACAGCUGCGCAGCGACACCAAUCUCAGACACGGCUGGAGUGUUGACGCAUGCCAUCACAAGGAGCGGCGUCGGCAUGCGUCACGUCGCCCUCUGGCUCGCUCACCUUCUGGCCAAGGACGAGAGCGUGGUGCAUGCGCUAGCUGCUCUCGCUGGAUCGCAAGGCUCGUCAGAGGAACAGCUCUCCCGGAGGCUCUUCAGACUAGCGAGCCAUUUGAUCUCCGAGGGACACGUUCGAGCCAAGACGGAAGGUGGGGACGAAGGAGACAGGCGGGAUAAGGAUGGAGAAGAGGAGGUCGAAUUCGACGUCGCCGCUGCCCUCGUGGCUGGCCGCGAGAGAGCAGCGAUCGAGGAACAGGAGCGGAAGAACAAGGCUGCGUUGCAAGGAGAGCACCACACAGCGCCGUCAGGAGGCGCAGCAGCGACUCAGAAGGGCGCAACCGACUCAGAGGGGGCCGUCGAGACGACAUUUGAAGGGAUCAGGCUCCGUAUUCACCCGGCUCCCCUGGGGCAGGCUUGUGAACCGUUGUGGGAUCCUACGGUGCUAUUGUCGCUUAAGGGGACCUUGGCGGAAGCUGCUUUGCGCUCAUUGGGAGCCGAAGACGUCGGCAGUGGAGUCGCUCUCAGCGAAGACUGGAGCACCUGCCGCUCGGUGCAGGAUGCCGCUUUCGCCAGUGUCGACCAAGUGACAGAAGCAUCCACUCGACCUGCACUUUGGGAGAGCGUCGUCGUUACCGGCGCUCCUGUCCGAUUGGUGCCGAACCUGACUCAGGCCGUGAAUCAGGCAUGCACUGCCUUGCUUGCCUCCUCGGCCGCUGCCGCAGCCUCCGCUGGCGUGACUGGCGACUCGACGCCCAUCGCUCCCGGCCCUGGGGGUGUUAUUCUUGGAGGAAGCGGCCGAGACAGUCCCAACCUGCUGGGCAUUGCCUCUCGCGAUGCUGGCGCCGAGGGUGUCGCGCAGCCUAUCAACGUCCGAACGCUCCGUGUGCCCGACUACUUUGCAGAGUACAAGGACCGCAACGACCUGGCCCCGUUCCUCGGCGCAACCAUCUAUGCCAAGUUGGCCUUCAGCGACCCAUACGGACGAAACACCGUCUCAAAGGCAGUGUACAACGAGCGAGGCCCAGGUACCAGCUUCGCCGUUCCCGCUCUGUCAUCAUAGAGUGUCUUUCACCUCUGUAACGUAAGAAACAAUGUAAUUUUAUCGAAGAGAGG
This is a messenger RNA of Acaromyces ingoldii, 1724 nucleotides long. RefSeq lists its product as hypothetical. The record is from RefSeq and is a predicted model, not a curated record. The coding region runs from base 22 to 1671 and encodes 549 amino acids. NCBI's taxonomy places the organism in Eukaryota, Fungi, Basidiomycota, Exobasidiomycetes, Exobasidiales, Cryptobasidiaceae. The transcript has 2 exons.